UCGGGUUUUAUUUCCUAAAUGACGCUGUUACAGUUUCUGUGCAUGAAGAGGGAUAUAUAACGUGUUCCUGGAGUAAGGCUCUGUCAGAAGUCGAAGACACGUCCAUCAUGUUGCCAGUCAUCAUCUGCGUAGUUCUUCUAACACCGGCUCUGACCGACUGCGCGCCUGACAACCUUGCACUACGUGCUGCUGCCUACAUCAAAUCACCAAUUCCACUCGGUUUCAUGGCAAGUUUCAGUUCUUCAUCUGUUCCUGAAGAUUCCUCCAGAUUUUUCGAUUCAGCGCCUCAACAGAGACGUUACGGUAGAAGUUUUGGCUCAGAACCUUUUCGUCGAGAUUACGCCACGAAUUUAUAUUCAGAGCCAGUUCCUGCAGGAUUUUCUGGAAGUUUCCAUUCGGCCCCUGCGAUUUUAAGAUACAUCUGGAGCUAUGGUCCAGUUCCCGAAGGAUCUGGUGAUUUUCCUGCAUACAAUUAUGGUGCAUCAGAUGGUAAAGCGUAUUAAUAUUACUAUGGAUAACUAAAUGCAAGAGACUGAGUAUUCUCAUAAGAACCAAUACGGAGACACGAGAGCUUAAUAAUCUGUCAGACGUUAUACAUUUUGAGGCGAAUGUGGUUACGAUAAAAAUUUCGUCUGGUAAACUGUGUAUGGCUAAUUUUAAAUAACUUGAAUUUGUAUAAAUUUAAUUUUCUUGUGCAGAAUGUAAAUAAAUCAUAUACCCACAUAA
This is a messenger RNA of Zootermopsis nevadensis, 726 nucleotides long. NCBI's taxonomy places the organism in Eukaryota, Metazoa, Arthropoda, Insecta, Blattodea, Termopsidae. The record is from RefSeq and is a predicted model, not a curated record.